AUGGCCCAGAGGAUGGCAAGUGCGAAUACAGCGUCAGAACCAUCAGCCACUCCUCAAUCCGCUCCUGAAGUGUCGCCUACUGCUGCAGGUUCUAGCUGGGAUGCAGAUCCAGUUCUUAUCCCUUCAAACUUUGUUUCAAGGUCUUACAACGAUGUUGCUAACACAUACUGGCAACACUGGCGACAAAUCUGUACCCGAUUUAGCUGCCACAACAGACUUCAAGAUUGGUACAAAUUCCGCCUGUCUACCACCAACCCUCCCAGCCUCCACGAACAACUGAGCCGCGUCUUUGCUGAUCACCCACCGUCUUUAAAAUCAACUUGUCGUUUGGUUUUAUUC
Messenger RNA from Porites evermanni, 339 nucleotides. NCBI's taxonomy places the organism in Eukaryota, Metazoa, Cnidaria, Anthozoa, Scleractinia, Poritidae. The record is from the annotation of a GenBank genome assembly.